Molecule: messenger RNA, 7734 nt
Organism: Penicillium pulvis
Lineage: Eukaryota; Fungi; Ascomycota; Eurotiomycetes; Eurotiales; Aspergillaceae
Exons: 5
Coding region: 1-7545 (2514 amino acids)
Biological process (GO): protein deubiquitination
Cellular component (GO): cytosol; nucleus
Molecular function (GO): cysteine-type endopeptidase activity; cysteine-type deubiquitinase activity
Source: RefSeq, a predicted model, not a curated record
AUGGCAGAACCCCCGCCAGAGAGCUCUCACCCCCCACCUGGUACGCCCUUGAUCGAUUCUUCUCGAUCCUACGGAGACUCCAUGGAAGAUCCAGAUCCCCAAGCGACACGGAAACGACCGCGUCUUGAUAGUGGAACUCGCGUGGGAGAGUCGUUGUCCAUCGACGCCUGCGCGACACCUCCGGCCGCACCUGCCUCGGAUAUGGAUGUCACGCCCGAUUCAGCUCGCCCCAGCAAAGUGACAAUUAACGUGAAGUCUCCAACCAUUGACAUGACUUCCGAAUCCGACCCCUCAUCAACACAAUCUCAACCACCUCCACCUGCCGCCUCUCCGCAGCCCUCAACCACCGACAACACCGAUAUGACCCCAUCCAACGUGAUCUCGAUAGCUUCCUCACCCGCCCAAAGUCCCGAAAUCGAGGUCGCGGAGCUGGAGGACAUGGAUCAGGACCCAAAUACAUCCAACUGGAGACCCCUGGAGGAGGCAUUGCGUGGCCGUGCCGUCUCGGACGUGGUCGAGGUCGAGGAUGAAACCGAGGAUCCUCUGGCACUCAUUGAUAUCUUCCCAAAAUUGUACGACGACGAGGAAGCUCGCAGAACUUUGCAAAGAAUUAUCAUCAUGGUGGAAAAGAAUGAUGGUCGAGACGCUAGAAUACUUACAGUCGUGAAAGCCUGGAUGGAUGAAUGUGCAAACAACUUAGAUUGCUUACUACCCGUAUCUGUCUUCGAUGAUCUUGACUUCUGGGAACUUGUUCCGAAAUUGAUGGAAGCUUUGCUUCGCCGAAAUCAAGAACUGCCUAUGGAUGAUGGAAAGGGAGUUUUACUCACCCUCGAGGAAUUUCUCGUGGACUAUGUUCACCUUGCGCUUCACUUGAUUCGCAUGGACUGCACGACAUUGCGCCAUGCGAUCGACGACCCAGAAAGGCAGGAUAGUUUUGCUCAUGCUUUUUUGGACCCUCUUGCCUGGCUGUUGCAAUACAACUCCAUUCCGUUUUUCCGUGCCAUGGAAAAUGUCUAUGGUGUGGAAGUUGUUGAUGUUUUGGCUCGAGUCCGGGCAAAAACAAUCGCCCUCAACGUUGUACAGGAGCUGACAGACUACGCAUCCCUGAUUAUCCAGAAUGUCGCGAAGCGCCCGCAAUGGGUCAGCGCCUUGAUUCCAUUUCUCCAUGCCGCAAAUAGCACCAUUGACAGCACCGUGGAACGCAGGCAGAGCGUACCCGAAGGACCACCUCUUGAUUCACCAUUAGACACUCCUUAUCUUGCAUUGCUCUAUGGUACCAUACGCCUGAUCGAUGAUAAAUUUCAAGAAUGGAUCACCAAGAAAUCCUCGUGGCUGACAAGUGAAUUGGCCGAGCAAUUAUUGCGUCAAAUCCAACGCAGUUUUAACAUGCUCGGUAUUCGUGACAGUGAUUUUAUCAAACAAUUGGCCAAGGACCUCUCGAUCGAGAUCCCAGAUGAUGCUGAUUCCAAAGACCAACUUCAUGUCAUUACCUGGGGAUGGAAAUUCCGAGUUCUGAAGAAGUACAUAAUGGAAGGUCGAAUGGAACUUCGAGCCCAUGGCGUGGAAUCCAUGCAGUCGGAUUUGAUCUCCAUUUGGAAGCAGUACGUCUCCCCAGAUCCUGCUGGAAUUGCAUUACCAUUUGUUCAAUAUCUGGUCCGAUUCAUUCGGGACAAUAAGAUCGUGAAUUAUCUUGUGGGUGUGGAUUCCCAUCCCCAGUUGAUCAGCCGCAGCAGCAACAUCGUUGGCUUUUUGAUUGUGACAUCAACAUACACCAAUUCCGAGACAGACAUUAUCUGGAAAACUGUGACGGACAGCCAAGACAGCCGUAUUGUCACCGAGGUUUUAUCCAUGCUUAUCAAGACUUUCUGGAUGCACCCAAGCACAGCCCCAGCAUUGAUCUACAUCUGCGCCAAAGUCUUGGAGCUACCCUUGGAUCGAUUUGACACGCGCAUCAUCGAUAUUUGUGAUAGCCUACUUGGCCGGAUUUCCGAAAGACCGGUUGACCAGGUCGGCGGUGACUACGUCGACACAAUUCCCUUGCGAUUAUGCGUACGCUUGAUUCGAGAAAGUACUGCAGCAGAGGACAUGUCUAUUGAACACAAGAAAUUGCUGCAAAGCUUGGGUACCAAGCACCUUGAGCGGUUUAUUAAAUCUGGUAUCAGUUCAAACGAUAGAAUGGAGAUGUACGAGCGGUGUAUUCAGGAUAUCGCCGAGAUGAAUCAAUUCACUGCGGGAAGUAUCCAGGUGCUCAGUGCUCUUGUUCCGAUGCACGACUCGCAAGAGAUGAGAAAGCUGGCCGAGGAGUUUGACUUGACUCGUCUCGUGAUAAAGGAUCUUCUUCACACCGUGAAUGACGAUCAAAUCGGUCUUUCCAAUGGAUUCUCACACUAUGGCCUUAUCUCCCGUGUUGCAAUCUUAUUCCGCCUCAUAGAUAUGGCACCGGAUACAAUCACCCCCGAACUCGGGAGCGCCUUCUGGAACGAAAUUCUCUUGUCGAAUAAAUUGGGCCAUGAUGGACAAAAGGCAGCUUGGAACAUGAUGGUCAGUGCUUUGAGCAGAAGCUCCAAAUCUAACCCGUUUCUGGAGCGCUGCAUUCGUGAGUAUUUACCUGGUUUGUCGCCAAGCGAUUACACCAGUGAAGUUCUCUCUUUUGCGAAACAGUCUAUCAGUUACGAUGUUCGCUUCAACCCACCAACCCCAGCAGGACCGGAUGAAGUUAUCACUGUUCCCGGGAUGGAGAGAAUCUGGAACUUCAUUUUGACAGCUCUACCUGGCACCAUCGAAGCCGAGGCUACAGCAUUUGCCAUUGAGGUUUACCUAGAUCACCAGAUCAUUCGCAGUUCUCCUCGAUCCGCCAUCGAAGCCACCCAUAUCGCGAUUGUCAAUCGUUGCAUUGAUCAAUUGAAGUCGACCGCGGCAACUCUCAAGACCCCCGAACACGCCGUCCUCAAUGAUGAUACGUCGAUGGACAGCGUGGUCCCGACUGGAGAACUAGGGCCUGAUGAAAUUAAGUUCAGGCGCUCUCUGCUCUUCCUUCGGCAGUUCUUGUAUGGCUUGAGAACUCGUCCACUCUACAGUCCUCCAAAAGGACCCCCUCCUCGUCUCCCAGAACGACCAUUGAAAGGCAACCCAAUCGAUAUCUCUUGGCAAUCGUUUAACGGCAGCGCCAGUUCACCUAUCAGUACAUUACAAAUCGGAGACCUUUCCACGGCGGCAGAGCUGAUGGAAAGAUUCACCCAGCUCACUGGGUUCUCCAAAUUGUCGGCCAUCUGGGGUGGCCAGCGAAUUGACCUUCUCAAAGACCCGGAAGCACUCGUGAAGAACAUGACACUUCACCCUGGUCUACUAAUUCUUCGCAGGGCACCGGAUGCCCAAGAGGUCUCACAUGACAGCAAGCAGCAAUAUCUCACAGCAGUUGACUCUGAAGUGCUCAUGCAUUUCGAUGAGAUUUAUGAGCUCCUGUCCCUCAAAGAUGACUUGGCGAGAGAAAUUUUUGAUUUCCUCAUUGUCUUCCCGCCACAAGAACGAGUCUUGAGGCUCGUCAAGUCAGAAGAUAGCGACGAGAAAACGCUUUUUCCGCUUCAAAAACCAUUCCUGGCGCUCUAUUCAUUCACAGCACUAUUGGCUUGUCUUCAAGAGGAGGGUGCCCAGGUGACACCUAAGCAGAGCUUCGUCUCGCACAGCAUUGCGAUGUUGGUGGCGUUUCUGAUGUCCGAUGAACUUUUGGAAUCUUUGAAGCGCAACAAGCUUCGACUCGCCCUUGCCACGAAGUCAAUCGAAUCGCUUUUAUCUGCCCUUGCCGUUUACCACCCGGAGAAUGACAGCGUGGCUUUGAUUACAGAUCCGGCUCCUUUUGCUCAGAGGCUACUAAAUCUUAUUGAAAUCGCUCGCUCUCUGACUGUCUCUCCCGUGAUCGCCCCUGGCCUCCACAAGUUGAUAUGCAGCUCGUUUGCAUUCCUUAUUGAAGGCUCAGUGCGCGACUAUAAACUUUGGGAAAUAGUCAAACAACAUGCCCAAUUUGAUCACCUGAUGCGCGAGUUGCUUCUCAAAGAAUCCCGACAAGCCAUUCGAAAUGAUGUUGCCGAGAGGAUCAAAAUGAUCUGCAACCCUUCGAAAUUUUUGAAGCCAUCAGUGAAGAUGUUUGGUGAUGAUUUGCAAGCUCAAGAUUCUGCAGAGAGUCCUACCCGAAUCGACAUGCUUGCGACCAUUUGGAACGCCUUGGUCCAAACAAUCCCACAAACACCUGAUUAUGCUACACAGUCUGCUGAGUUUUUCAGAGUCGCUCUGUGGGUUUUCCGCUCUGUUGCCGAGAAGUCCCCUCGAGAUGUCAUUAUCAGCCAUUAUCUUCGGGAAUGGACCGAGAUCAUGUUUCGCCAUCAGACCGAAGAGUUUGUUGGACGUGAGAUAGUAGACGAAUUCGUGCUGGGAAUUGCUCUCUUACUAGAGAACUGCCUUGAGUUGGCUGACCGUGCCAAUAUUGAGUUGGAUACAUUUGAUCUCGCAGACAAAAUCUUGAACACUUAUCUUUUCCCAGACUUGUCGGAUGUUUCCGAAGGUCCAGUCAGCCCGUGUAUCCCUGUGAUGCACAACCUGACACGUCAGAAGCUGUACAAUAUCAUCAAUCUAUUGUGCAAGCGAACGCACGACAAUUUGCAUAAAACCAUGCAGCAGCUGGAAGACAUUGUGCCUCGAGAUAUUUCUUAUGGUCCGAACUCGAGUUUCGAUCGUUCAAAGAUGAUUCGAGCCCCAGAGGGAUACGCGGGUCUAAAGAACCUGUCGAAUACUUGCUACCUCAACUCGCUGAUGACGCAACUUUUUAUGAACGUGGAAUUUCGGGAUUUCAUGCUAAGAUUGCAGGUCGUGGAUGGCGACUCUUCUCAGCGACUGCUAGAUGAAACUCAAAGGCUCUUUGCAUGGAUGCAGAAUACUUGGACAAAGAGCAUUGAUCCACAAUCAUUUGUUGAGAGCAUCCGGACUUAUGACAACGAAGCCAUUGAUGUCACCAUUCAAAUGGAUGUUGAUGAGUUCUACAAUCUUCUCUUCGACCGCUGGGAAGCCCAGGUUGUCGACUCAAAGGACAAGAAGAAGUUCCGAUCUUUCUACGGUGGUCAAUUGGUUCAGCAGAUCAAGUCCAAGGAGUGCUCACACAUUUCGGAGAGGCUGGAGCCAUUUUCUGCUAUCCAGUGUGACAUCAAGGGCAAAGCAAGCCUAGAAGAAAGCUUGCAGGCGUAUGUCGAGGGUGAGAUCAUGCAAGGAGACAAUAAGUACUCUUGCACUGCUUGUGGUCGUCAUGUUGAUGCUGUCAAGCGUGCCUGCCUGAAAGACGUACCUGAUAAUCUUAUCUUUCACUUGAAACGAUUCGACUUCGACAUGGUCUCAAUGAUGCGAAGCAAAAUCAACGAUGAAUUCCAGUUCCCCGAGCGUAUUGAUAUGACGCCAUACAAGGUUGAGUAUCUAUCUGAUCCAGAGAUGCUUGCUGAGCCUGAUGUUUUUGAGUUGGUUGGGGUUCUGGUCCACACUGGUACGGCCGAGUCUGGGCACUACUACUCAUACACUCGUGAGAGACCCUCCGCAGGAUCUGCAUCAUCCUGGGUUGAGUUCAAUGACUCGGAUGUGAGCCAAUUUGACCCUUCCACAAUUGCGGACCAAUGCUUUGGCGGCCAGGGCGAUUCGAUGCAUUCGAUGGGCGGGGUACAGAUUAACAAAGUCUGGAACGCUUACAUGCUGUUCUAUCAGCGUGUAUCGACGAUGGAAAAGUCGAAAGAAUGCUACCAGCCGCUGAAGCAGAAUUGCCCGGUACGAGUUCCCGUGCCCAUCGAUUAUGCGAAUCACAUCGCCAUGGACAACGAGUUGUUCAUUCGAACAUACUGUCUUCUGGAUCCUUCCUACGCAUUCUUCGUUCACCGUCUACUCGAGAGGCUACGCGAGACGAACGUUGAGUAUGCCCACAAAUCGGAGCUGGAAGUGCUUGCCAUAGACGUUGGUCUGGACACUUUCGAGCAGCUGAUUGCGCGAACCAAAGAAUAUCUGGGAGCAGACUGUAUCUACGCUGAGCUAUACAAAUUGCUUAGUCGGAAUCCACGCGCAGCUCUGCAGACGUUGAAAUGGGCUUGUGACAGGGACACUUCGCUCCACAAUAUCAUUUUGCGAACUGCCAGUCAGGACAUUAGACAAAAGGGAAUUAUGCUUCUGAUAGGAUCUCUCAAGCGACUACGGAUGCGCUUGAAAGAUCCAGACAUGGAUGAGAACGACCGUGUUCGUCUGGAGAGUCAAGCCCAGCCGCUUGUUGAGCAUAUUGUGGAGAUGCUGCAGCGUCUAUGGCCUGCGCUACAGGGUAUCCCGCGUGGCUGGGAAGAUUACUUCGACUGUUUUCUCCGACUUGCCGAGUGCGGACCCGAGGUCAUUGGCAUCUUGCUUCAGAAAAGCAUCUUCACCCGCUGUCUCGAGAUUAUUUGGCUCGACCAGGAUGACAAGAUGAAACUGAGACUGUCCUACCAGAAUUACAGCAGACUGCUGGAGAAGGGGCGCCGGUUCAUUUAUAAAAACAUGCUGGUUCUCUGCUCUGUCUUCUUCAGGAGUAUUGACUUUUCACUGCCUGUACUUUCAGACAAUGAAGUUCGCCGGAUGUCACCAAACAGCAAGUACGCGCUCACCUAUACUGAAAGCAAGUAUAUCUGGGACGUCGACGAUGAUGGCAACGCCGGGUUCUUAAAGCAAUUACUCCAACACGAGCAUUUUGGUCUUCAAGAUGCUAUUCUGGACAUGUUUGUCAGCCUUGUGGCAGCAGAGCCCGAAGCGAACUUCCUCGAUCGUAUUGUCAAAUCUUUGGAGCUUGGUCUGCGGCUAUCGCCGGCAGAUCUUUGUACUCCAUAUCUUUGCAUGGCCAUUGUUUACUGCAAACACGCACCUGAGGUAGCAGAGGUGACUGGCAUGAUUGACUUUGUGGCCAAAGGUGUGAGCUCCAUUAACAACAGUGGUGGCAUUGACCACAUUGACUUUUUCGCUCAGCUUUGCAAUCAAAGCACUGUCAAUGAGCGACUGUCGUUGCCAUCUGAGUGGUUCAAGAGUAUUGUUCAGCAAAAGAUCCCGGACUUCGUUCCAACCUUGCUUGUCGAUACGGAAAAAGUGGUCCGCCAACAGACACUCGAAAUAGCCAACAGACUCCUUUUUGCUCUGGAUAGAGAGGACAACAUGGCCGAACCUCGCUCUCCGCAUGUUGAAAUUGGCAGGCAGCUAGCCAGAGCCUGCGUACAACGGAUCAAUGAUCCAUUCCUCACUGGGCAAAUAGCAAGUGUUGAGUCCAGACUGGUGUACAGCAUCACAUCGACCCUUACUCAUUGUCUGGAGAACUAUUUCGACCUCGAAAAUGAACAGGACUCUCUCUUCGUCCGUCGGGCAAACGACACCCUCACCUUGCUCGAUCAAAUUACAGUUGAUGUUCCCGACGAUUUUAUCUCAGAAUCCGAAAUGCCCUCUCCAGAAGAAUGGGAAGCCACAUCCGUGCUGGCCAGUGACUCUGAAAUGGGACUCGCGGGCUCCCCUUAGAUGGAUUGAGCCUAGACACUCUCGGCUCGAUUUUAUUGUUCUUUUCUGUUUUUCUUUCUUGCUUAAGGAGAUAUUACAUGGCUUCAGCGAGCGUGACAUGGAGUUGUGAUGAUAAGAUUCAACUACGAUUUUAUGACCUGGGAAAUUUGCACUUUUUUCUGUUUUACGGGGCCUGGCGUUGCUUUUCCC